AUGGAAGACCCGGCGAGCCGGCGCAGCAUAAACCGGAAGAUUGCUCAGCUAACAAAAGUUAUAUUUCGUCUUAGCAGCGUACAAGAAGAUCACGACCUCCACUUAAAGGCCCUAACAGACGCCUACGAACAGGAGAUAGAAGAAAUACUCCUCAGCGCCAAUCAUAAAAUACAACAAUGCAAACAAGCAGCAGAACAGGCUGCUCUCAGCACCGUCACUGAGCGCGUCAGCAACAAUAACCACUCUGAGGUGACCGAGCUGAAGGAGAGUUUGCUGGCUGCUGCUGCUGCAGCACGAGCAGAAGCAGAAGAAGCAAAGGCGGAGUAUGACUUGGAGAUUGAGAAGCAGCAGCAGCAGUGCAGGCAGCAGUUGGAGCUGCUAGAAGAAGAAUGGCUGCAGUCGCGAGAAUCUAUAGACGGUGCAGCAGCAAAACUGCAGCAAGCUGCUGCUGCGCUGCACACCACUCGGGCGUCUCUGCAGCAGCAAACCAAAGAAAUUGAAAGACAGCUGCAAGAGGAAAGAAAUGAGAAGGAAAAACUUCGCGGGGAUUGUCUACUGCUGCAGCAGCAACUGAGGGAGGCAGCAGCAGCGCGGGAGGCAGCAGCAGCAGCAGCAGCUGCUGCUGCUGCUGCUGCAGACAAGUCAAGGGAGCAGCAGCGGAGCCAAGAGGCACAUGCAGUGUUAAUUGCAACAGAAAUAAAUAAACUGCAGCAACAGAGACAGCGCGAUGAAGAAGCACACAAGGAGACAGUCAGCAACCUUGAGAGACAGCUUAAGGAGAUGCGGGAGCGAGCUGAGGCUGCUGCGCGUCAAGCAGCAGCAGCAGGAGAAGAAGCAGCAGCAGCAGAGAGCAAUACAAAUCGGCUGCGGGGUUUCAGGAAGCGGGAGUGUCGGCGGCUACAGGGGAGCAACGAGGAGAUUGCAAAAACCCUUUCUCUUAAGGUUGAACUUGAAGCUGCAGCAGCGGCAGCAGCAGCAGCAGCAGCAACAGAACUCAGCAGCAAAGUUGCUGCUUAUGAAGCAGAGGCCAUGGGGAGAGAGCAGCAGCUGCAGCAACUCAACGACAAAUGCAAAACGCUAGAAGGGCUGCUGCAGGAGACCGCUAGAAACAAUGCAGAGAGACAAAAGGAGACAGAAGAAACAUUUAAAUCCCUUAUUGAUAAGCAGGCGCAGCAACUCUUCAACAUUCAAAUGCAAAGAGACCAGCUGCAGCAGGCAGAGAGCAACGCACAAGGAAGAGUGGAAGAAGUGCUGCUUUCGGCUCGGCGAGAGGCAGCCGAAAAGGAUGCGACUGCAGCAGAGGCCCUUCGCCAGGGUUUAGGGUUUAGCAUGGGCUGCAGGAAGCUGGCGGAUAGAGCAGCAGCAGAAGAGGGUUUAUUGUUGGAGGUGCAGCAGAAAGAAGAGGAAAUGAAAGAGAGAGAACAGCAGAUUCUCGCUCUCAGCGCCAGCGUAGAGGAGGCUCAGCAGAAUGCGCAACAAGCCAAAGAGGAGCAGCUGCUGCAGCAGACAGUGAGUGAAUUGAAAGCUGUUCUUGCUGCUGAAAAGGAAAUAAACAGGGAAGCAGCAGCAGAACUGCAGCGAGAGAUGGAGCGACAGAAGGAGACACUUGAGGCGGAGAAGCAGCAGGCCCUUGCUGCUGCUGCUGCUGCCGCUGCCGAAGCUGCAGCAGCAGAAAAAGCAGCAAUGCAGCAGCAGCAUGCAGUGGAUUUAAAAGAGAUGCAGCAGCAAAAGGAAGGGGAGGCAGAAGCUUUGAGGGCUAAGCUCGCCGCCAGCCACGCCGCGCAGUGCAGCUCCGAAUUAAAAAUGCACCAGCAGGCGGCAGCGGAGGCGGAGGCCCAAAGGAGAGAAGCUGCUGCUGCUUUUAAAGAGGAGACAGAAAGACUGCAACAACAACUAAAAGACAAAGAAGAAGAAAUGAAACAAAAAGAAAGAACAGCAAACCUCAUACUAAAACUCAGCGAGCAAACCCUCAAGCGGCAGCACGAGGAGACAGUGAAAGAGCUGCAAGAGGAGCAACAAGCAGAAAAGGAGCUACUGCAGCAACAACUUCUGUCUCUACAGCAAAUAAACAAGAAGCAGCAACAAACACUGGCGCAGCGCCCCUCCAGAGAAGAAGAUAUAAACACUAUCCAGCAGCUACAAACCGCACUCAGCCAAGCCAAACAGGCCAUCCUGGCCCAACGGGAAGAGCAAAUUCGUCGCUUGAGGGUGGAGCUCUUAACUCAGUGA
Molecule: messenger RNA, 2229 nt
Organism: Eimeria acervulina
Lineage: Eukaryota; Apicomplexa; Conoidasida; Eucoccidiorida; Eimeriidae
Exons: 14
Coding region: 1-2229 (742 amino acids)
Source: RefSeq, a predicted model, not a curated record